Molecule: messenger RNA, 1734 nt
Organism: Hipposideros armiger (great roundleaf bat)
Lineage: Eukaryota; Metazoa; Chordata; Mammalia; Chiroptera; Hipposideridae
Gene: ARRB2
Product: arrestin beta 2
Exons: 15
Coding region: 98-1327 (409 amino acids)
Biological process (GO): signal transduction; G protein-coupled receptor internalization; positive regulation of ERK1 and ERK2 cascade
Cellular component (GO): cytoplasm
Molecular function (GO): angiotensin receptor binding
Source: RefSeq, a predicted model, not a curated record
CGCAGUGGCGCGGGGAGGAGCAGGGACCUGGCUGCGGGCUAGGAGGCUGCGAGCGAGCCGCGAACCCGGCGGGCGGCGGGCGGCGGGCGCGCGCACCAUGGGGGAGAAACCCGGGACCAGGGUCUUCAAGAAGUCGAGCCCUAACUGCAAGCUCACUGUGUACUUGGGCAAGCGGGACUUUGUAGAUCACCUGGACAAAGUGGAUCCUGUAGAUGGUGUGGUGCUUGUGGACCCUGACUACUUGAAGGACCGCAAAGUGUUUGUGACCCUCACCUGCGCCUUCCGCUAUGGCCGUGAAGACCUGGAUGUGCUGGGCUUGUCCUUCCGCAAAGACCUGUUCAUCGCCACCUACCAGGCCUUCCCCCCAAUGCCCAACCCACCCCGGCCCCCCACCCGCCUGCAGGACCGGCUGCUGAGGAAGCUGGGCCAGCAUGCCCACCCCUUUUUUUUCACAAUACCCCAGAAUCUGCCCUGCUCUGUCACCCUGCAGCCAGGCCCAGAGGACACAGGGAAGGCCUGCGGGGUAGACUUUGAGAUUCGAGCCUUCUGUGCCAAAUCACUAGAAGAGAAAAGCCACAAAAGGAACUCUGUGCGUCUGGUGAUCCGAAAGGUGCAGUUUGCCCCAGAGAAACCCGGCCCCCAGCCUUCAGCUGAAACCACACGCCACUUCCUCAUGUCUGACCGGUCCCUGCACCUUGAGGCUUCCCUGGACAAGGAGCUGUACUACCACGGGGAGCCUCUUAAUGUCAAUGUCCACGUCACCAACAACUCCACCAAGACCAUCAAGAAGAUCAGAGUCUCUGUGAGACAGUAUGCCGACAUCUGCCUCUUCAGCACUGCCCAGUACAAGUGUCCUGUGGCUCAGAUCGAACAAGAUGACCAGGUAUCUCCCAGUUCCACGUUCUGCAAGGUGUACACGGUCACCCCACUGCUCAGUGACAACCGGGAGAAGCGUGGUCUUGCCCUGGAUGGGAAGCUGAAGCACGAGGACACCAACCUGGCUUCCAGCACCAUCGUGAAAGAGGGUGCCAACAAGGAGGUGCUGGGGAUCCUGGUGUCGUACAGGGUCAAGGUGAAGCUGGUGGUAUCUCGCGGCGGGGAUGUCUCUGUGGAGCUGCCUUUUGUUCUUAUGCACCCCAAGCCCCAUGACCACAUCGCCCCCCCCAGACCCCAGUCAGCUGCUCCUGAAACAGAUGCCCCUGUGGACACCAACCUCAUUGAAUUUGAUACCAACUAUGCCACAGAUGACGACAUUGUGUUUGAAGACUUUGCCCGGCUUCGGCUGAAGGGGAUGAAGGAUGAGGACUACGAUGACCAGUUCUGCUAGGAAGGGGGGCUGGAGGAAGGGAGUGGAUGGUGCUGGGAGAGGUAGGGGCAGGACCAAGAUCCCCACUUUCAUUUUGGGGUAGGUCCCAGCCUCUUUUCCCUUCCCCUCCAUCCAGCAGCUUCCUCAACCAACCCCUUCCCUCUUGCCUUCUCCUAUCCCCAUCAGAUACGCACUGGACCCAUCUCUUGUUGAACGUGGGCAUUAAUAUUUUUAUUACAGCCGUGCUUCCCCAACCCCCCAAUGGGUGGCAAGCUGUGUUCAUACCUAAAUUUUUUAGAGGGGGACACUGAAAAGUGGAUAGUAGGAAAAGGGGGGAGAAAAACUCCCACAUUCGGGCUGGCCGAGUGGCACAUUAGUUAAAAGUUGGCUUGGGACGCCAGCUCUGAGCAGCAGGGCCCAGGUUCGGA